ACACGCAGUAACACUAAUGGCGAGUACGCUUCCACCCUAGUUCUAAUGGAUCCCAAAGGCACCAUCGUCUUUUCCACCAUCAAUAGGCCAAACUAUGUCUUUGAUGUCUUUUCCAUCCAGCUAAACCACAUCACUGCCGCCACCAAGGACCGCCUCACUGACGGUCAAGAGCAGCCUGAUCGCCAAUUCCAAAGCUGGGCAGCUCUUCACUUAAUCGAAAUCGGUGAUAAGGACAAGAAAAUUACGCGGUUGACACCUUACGGAGCUGUCGAUUACAGCCUUGCAGUUUCCAAGUCCGGGAAAUUUCUUGCCAUCACAUCCGAGGAUGAUGAAUCAAAUGCUGAGAGCGAUUUGUCCGACGAUCCAUUGGCUGAGGUUGAUUCAGACAAUGGAGGCUUCAUAGCCGUAGCAACCUCGUUCACCUUGUCCAUCUUGGACGCGCUCGUGGCACUGCUACUCCCCCGUGUUCAAGGUGAAGAAAUUGGGUUUGUGAAUUUAGACGAGAAUUUGUUGUUCGAGGUGUUGAAGCAUGUGGACGCAAGGACAUUGGGCAUGGCUGCCUGCGUGAGCAAAUUGUGGCACAAGACGGUGCAGGACGAGCGGCUCAUAUUCCAUUAAUUACUUGAAUGGUUGGGCAUGGUUGCCUGCAUGAGCAAUUUGUUUUUGGAUCUUGAAUUUUUCAUUAAUUACUUGAAUGGUUGGAAAAUUGAAGGUUUCAAUAUAAAAAUUUUGGGUUUUU
Molecule: messenger RNA, 739 nt
Organism: Rubroshorea leprosula
Lineage: Eukaryota; Viridiplantae; Streptophyta; Magnoliopsida; Malvales; Dipterocarpaceae
Source: the annotation of a GenBank genome assembly